UGUAAUUCGUGAUUGAUAGAAAUUAGCUCCGAACAGUCGACGGUGGGGUAGUGAGGGGUAGUUAGGUAGUUUAUUUUCUUGUGGAAUAAAAGCACAAUUGUAGUUUCAGACCAAAACACAACGAAGGGUCCGAGAACAAAUGCCAUUUUCUCUCGAUGACUAAUUCAGUUCACGUGUGGAAACAAUGGUUCAGUGAUAAGUCCCAAUAAACAAUUGAGUAAUGCCAAGAUGACUGAGGAUAAACAAGCGAAUAAUUGUUACUGUGCAUCACUGUGUCGUCCACAAUUGAAGUUUGUUGCUCUACUUCAAUGAAAUCUGUGUAUUCAGAACUGUACGAUUGACUGAUGGUCAUUCAACGAAUUUUAUGAUUGUAUUAGGUUAACAAAAGUGAGCUUUAUUGACUCCAUCUUAUUUUAUGGAGAUAACAACAGAUGAAAUGAUACGAUCAUUGCGAAAAAAACAGUCUUGAUUGUCAAUUGGUUGUGAUGCACUGGAUAUGUCGCAUUUGAUGCAGAAAGGAUGGGUUGCGUCAACAGUCGGGCAGACAUCAAUGAUCUCCAUCCAAACAUAUUCCAAGUGAUGAAUGUCGAUGACUUAGGGAAUCCCAUAGCACCCGGUAGACUAGAAGUUACGGAAUCUGAUAUUGUACUUUAUCAGCGUGGCAGACAGGCCGUCAAGUGGCCGUUGAGAUGCCUCAGGCGAUAUGGAUAUGAUUCGGAGAUAUUUACUUUUGAAUCGGGGAGAAGAUGCUCCACUGGGCCUGGCAUCUACGCAUUUAAGUGCCGACGAGCUGAUCAACUGUUUAAUCUCGUGCAAACUAAUAUUCAGGAUUGCAACAAUAGCGGAGAGGACGCAAUAUCCCGUGACUUAUCGAUGCCGCUGCACACCGGUCCAACGAUAACCCGAAUGACAAUACCAAGCGAGCCAAAUUACCUCGACCCCACGCCAAUACGUUCAAGCUCCCGAAUAAGCAUGGCAGCACGUUUUCCCCACAGCCAGCAAAAUGGUUUUGGUCGACUAGGAAGUGUUGGUAGCAGCAGUGGUCCAAUAUCCCCACAGGGUACAAUGGGCUCACCCUCCCCACCCCCGUUGUCCCCAAUGACACUGCCACCACCUCCCCCACCCCCAACGACAACAGCAUCCCAAUCCCUGAAGCCCUCCCUGUCCCAUCCCUCAAGCCAAUCAGCCCUUUACGUAAACGAAGAGGUGUUAUCAGCCAUCACCAUGGAACUCGAGCACAAUAACAACAAGAGCCUCAGAAGAACAAUGCAAAGGUCUUACACAAUGAGCAGCACAACCUCCAGCAGUGGAUUGAUAUCAGAAUCAAUCGGCAUAACAACCCAAUCCACCCAGGAGUACCAUCACAACCGACCUCCACCCCUUCCAAACGUAUCAUCCUACAUGAACAUCGACAUUAGCAGUGAUGCAAGUCCACUGUCACCAUCGCACAGUAUUUCGAUAUCAACGCCUCUGAAAGAAGACACUUCUGAAACAGAUACUGGAAACGUCGGUCAUGCCUACAUGAACAUCAGUCCAGGCAUCGAUAAUGUCACUGAGAGUCUCCACAUAAACAGUUUGACCAACAGGUCCAGACCAACUCUGCCAGCACUGUCAACCCCCACUCAUCCAGCUCCUCAAAUCGACAAUUACCCCUGGGAUGAUCGCGAUUCUCGUCACUGCUACGAGAACCUCGAGCCAGGGGAGAUCGAGAGUUUACGAAUGAGGAUAUCAGUGAAUUCUGAUAAGUCCUCGUUACCACCGACAACUCCACCUGGGGAAGUUAUCAAAGAAGUUAACUAUGCCGUCCUGGAUCUUGAUAAGAAUAAUGUCUCGGUCAUGGUGACUGGGGAUAAUGCAGGGGGCAACGUCAUUCUACCUUCACCACCAGAGUCACCGAGCAAAAUGGGAAAGGGGUAUGCCACGAUUGAUUUUAAUAAGACAGCUGCUUUGUCACAUUCUGUUAAUCCUAACGGGGUUAAUGAUAAUGAGGGGUCGAGGAAGACGAGGCAUAAUUCUACGAUCAAUGAUCUUGCUUCUCCGAGGCAGAGCUCUUCGAUCAGUGAGUGAGUUAAACUCUUUCGUUGGUUUUUUUUUUAUAUUUUUUUAGCUGUAGACGAGGUGGAUCUCAAUUCCAUUGAUGGAAUUAUCAAUAAUUCUUGGUUCAUGUUGAGAGGAUUUUCUUCGUGAGGCCACGGAAGCAGAUUGUCUCUGCACUCCACGUAUGAAAAAAUUCAAUUGAAAACCUAGUGAAUUCGUUGGAACAUUCUAUUGGCACUCUAUUGAAAAAUUCUAUUUGUUUUGAUUUCAUUGCAUAUUCGAUGAGAAUAAGACAAUAGAUUUCGAAUUUGUUUGAAUUUUGAU
Molecule: messenger RNA, 2361 nt
Organism: Diachasma alloeum
Lineage: Eukaryota; Metazoa; Arthropoda; Insecta; Hymenoptera; Braconidae
Product: fibroblast growth factor receptor substrate 2
Exons: 4
Coding region: 520-2067 (515 amino acids)
Biological process (GO): cell surface receptor protein tyrosine kinase signaling pathway
Cellular component (GO): cytoplasm
Source: RefSeq, a predicted model, not a curated record